GUGUCUCCACCCCUGUAGAGUCCAAACUCCGCUUUAGUUGCGUUUGUUUUGAAAUGAGCUGGACGGAACCUGUGGGAAGAAAUUUAUAACAAGAAAUAAAUUAAAUGUGGGAGAAAAACAGCCUGGAGUCAUCAGGAAAGACGUGCAGGAUUGACCUAAGAGUGAAAAGAGAGAGAGAGUAAAGUGAGAUUAGACUCCUGGACAGGUUCACACACGCUCCUGCACUUCUCAAUUCGGUUUAAUUCUGACUCUACUGAUUUCCCUGUGCUGGACUGUGGGGCUUUUGUUUGUUAAAGAUGGUCUCAGAGGAGGACAUCUCAAAAGAAGUGCUGGAGAGCGUGCAGGAUGCGGUGGGCCGACAGCUCAAACUGAACCUGAGAAAGAAGGUGCACCUGGAGGGCAAAGGUGACAAACAGGACACCCGAAUCCUGGCUCUGGCUCCACAUCGGGCAUUUCUGCUGUCAGCUCGGGUUCCUGCCAGGGUAGAACAAAGCUUCAAUUUCUUUGACAUCCAAGUAGUGGGAAGCAGCAGGACAGGCCAGCUGGUGGUGGACUAUGACAAAGGACAGCUGUGUGUGAAACUGAGCUCUAAUGAAGAGGUAGAUGAAGUCAUUGCUCAGAUAGGAGUCAGCAUACAGGAGCACUGCCCUGGACUCAACCCACUGAGGGUGAUGAAGAGGUUAUCGCUGAAGCCCUCUGAGAGGACAACCAGUCUACAGGCAUUCUGGGAAAAUAAUCCUCCCACUGAUACUGGACCCUGUGGUGCUUUCUCUCGUAUGUACUGGUGUGUGUGUGAUCAAAUGGGGCUGCCCUACAAAGCAGAGGUGCAGUGGGACGUGGACACUAUCUACCUCACUCAAGACACACAAGAGCUUAACCUACAGGACUUUAUUCACCUGGAGACCAGGGAUCUGAUGGCCAUCGUGGCAGUUCUUGAGUACAACCAGUGGUUCACUAAACUCUCGCUCAAGGAUUAUAAACUGUCUACAGAUUUAUGUGAUCAGAUCUUGAGAGUUGUAGCUCGUUCUAGCAGAUUAGAGGAGUUGGCUCUGGAAAACACAGGACUUAAAGCUGAUUUUGCACAAAAGUUGGCCAGCGCUCUGAGCCAGAACCCACAAUCAGCUCUACAUACACUCAACCUGGCCAACAACUCAAUGGAAGACAAAGGUAUUGCGUCUCUGAGUUCUCCACUCGGAAAACUUCCAUCGGGGCUGAAACAUCUAAACCUCUCGAAAAACUCCCUGUCAGCUAAAGGAGUGAACAUUCUGGCUCAGUCUCUGUGUUCCAACUCGUCCUUCUUUAACACACUCACACACCUUGACCUGUCUGGAAACACGCUGAGGGGAGAUGACUUGCCCAUCCUGUGUAACUUCCUGAGUCAGCCGAAUAGCCUUCACACUCUGGAUCUGUCCAACUGUGACUGUGCUCUGGACCUGAUCUGCUCGUCUUUACUCCGAGGUUCUCUGAAGCAUCUUUCAGUCCUCAACAUGUCCAAGAGUGUCUUGAAUAUUAAGAAAGGAAAGGAGCUGCCCUCCUCCUUUAAGCAGUUCUUCAGCACGGCCCUGGCCCUCAACACCAUCGUUCUGUCCGGCACCAAACUGCCUCCAGAGGCCCUGAAAGCUCUGUUGCUAGGUCUGGCCUGUAAUCCCAACCUAAAAGAUAUCUCUUUGGAUCUGAGCAGUUGUGAGCUGCGGUCAGCUGGAUCUCAGAUCCUGGAAGGCUGCAUAGCUGAGCUCCCCAACGUCUCUAGCCUGGAUAUUUCAGACAACGGUUUGGACUCUGAUCUGACGACUCUGCUGGUGUGGGUGGCUAAGAAUCGCUCCAUCAGACAGCUGUCUCUGGGCAAGAACUUCAACAACAUCAAAUCCAAGAAUCUGGGGCAGGUGCUGAACAGUUUGGUUCUUAUGAUCCAGGAGGAGGAAUCUCCACUCAGCUCACUGUCGCUGGCUGAUUCUAAGCUGAAGGCUGAUUUGUCCAUGGUGUUGAAUGCUGUUGGAGGAAACAGCUCCCUGACUCGAUUAGACAUCAGCGGCAAUGGAAUGGGAGACAUGGGGGCUAAAAUGCUGGCCAAGGCUCUCCAGAUCAACACCAAGCUCAGGACUGUGAUUUGGGACAGGAAUAACGUCAGUGCUCAGGGUCUGCAGGACGUGGCGGCUGCUUUGGAGAAGAACUACACUAUCCGCUUCAUGCCGGUGCCCAUCAUGGACGCUGCACAAGCUCUUAAGUCCAACCCCGAGAAAACCGAGGACGCCCUUAUGAAGAUGGAGCAUUAUCUCUUGAGGAACCAUGAAACGAGGAAAUACCUUCAAGAGCAAGCCUACAGGCUGCAGCAAGGCAUUGUCACAUCCACCACACAACAGAUGAUUGACAGGCUAUGUGUGAAGGUGCAGGACCACCUAAACUCUCUUCGCUUCAGUGAGAGGGAGAAGGUUCUAGAGGACAUGAAAGCAGCAGAGAGACUACUCCAGGAUGCCCGAAACUCGAAAAGACUGCUGGCCAGAAUGUUUCAGCUGCGUUCAUCACGACGUGGAGCUGGAGACGGAGGUGAAGACGGAGGAGGAGGAGGAGGAGGAGGAGGAGUGUGUGUACAGGCCGAGAGCCCGUGGGUCACCCCAAUUCAUGAUAAGCUUCAGUCGAUGGCAGGAGAAGUUAGCACUGUCAUAAACCAGCAGCUGCAGAGUUUGUUGGUGUCCAUGUUGGACACGGCGGAGAGUGUGUGUCCUCAUGUGAUGCGCACUGCGAACCUGAGGCCAACUCUGGUGCGUGUGAGUGAGGGGAAGAUGAGCGUGCCUAAAAGCUUCAUCACCAACACUCUGCUCGAGCAGUCUGCGGUCGACAUCAUCAACAAGAUCAGUGAGGUAAAGCUCAGCAUGGCUUCCUUCCUGUCCGACCGCAUUGUUGAUGAGAUCUUAGAGAAUCUCUCUCACUCUCAGCACACACUGGCGGAGCAUCUGAGUAGGCGUGGCCAGCCGCUGAUCCAUCAUGAUUCAGAGGAGACUGAGGUUCUGGAGGAGGGGCAGCUGGAACCAGAGAACCUUCCACCACCUUCAUCUGACCUUCUGAAGCUGUCCCCAACUUCUAAGAGGCAAAGCAUCCUGUUCCGGAUGGUGCGUCCCAUCUCUGUGGCCUUUGAGCUUGAGUUUGAUUUGGAUAAAGCACUGGAGCAUGUGCCCAUCCACAUGGAAGACCUUCCUCCACCUCCUGAACCUGUGGAAGAAGAGUUAGAGAGGCCUGAGAGUGUGUUUUUCAUUGAUCUGCCAGAAACAGAGAGUCCCAAAUUGCAGCACAUUACCAAACUCCGCCCACGCAGGAAGAAGACCUUCACAAAACCGAGAAAAGUAGCUACUUCUGCUGUGGAUGUGGAGCCCACAGAGUUUGUUGGGAAAGUGGAUGAAGGAGUGGAUGACUUUUUUGCUAAAAAAGUCACAAAGAUGGGCAUCAAGCGAUCCUCCAUGAAAGACACAGGUUCGGAAGGGGAAAGGAAGCGGGAAUCUCGCAUGAGUGGCUUCUUCAACCUCAUUAAAUCACGAACCUCCUUGAAAUCUCCACCCACCAGCCCACACUCACCCACUCCUGCUCCAACAAUCUCCUCUACGCCAUCUACCACUGAACAUGAUAACGUAGAAUCCACAAAGCCUGCAGUGAAAAGCCCCAUCCUCGAUCACACCCCAGAACCAAUCAAGACUCAGGUGCCGGAGAAAGCUGAUCCAUGUGAACCUGUAGAUACCUCUAGGACCUCUGAGAGUAAAGGACAUGCAGAAGAGGGUAAGAAGCGUGAGGGGCUGCCUGGGGGUCGAAUCCGAGGGGUGCAGGUGAUGGGGAAUGACUUCCUGGCACAGCUGCGGGCCAAACAAGAGAAGAUGAAAGAGAAAGCAAGUGAACCCUCACCUGCAAACAAAGCCGAAUCCAACCACGCUGAUGGUGACAGUGCAGCGGUAGAGAAACCAGUGCAGAAAGAGCACCAUCUAGAAGCUGUGUCCAAAUCUCUUUCUAGCCAUAUCCUGAAACCAACUGCACCUGCUUCUGCCCACACCCCUGCAGCCAAACAAACCCUUCCGGCUGUACACACUGGUCUCAAAGCCUCACCAUCCAGCAACCCAAAAUCCACCAUGAGCAGCCACCCAGAGCUCCAGUCCAUCCAGGAGCACCAUCCUCAUAGCCCCCUGAGCAGCUCCAGCACAUCUGCAUCUGAUGUCUCAGGUCACCUCGAUGCUUCCUCCUCCACCAAACAAUCAGCAACAGCUCAACAUCAGAAGGAGGAUUCAUUUAAAAUGGAGAAAGAGGAACAUAUAUCUGUUUCUCCUGACUCACCUCCUAUAGUGCUGGAGCCGCCGGUAGAGGGCAGUGUGUUUGAGCCUGAAUCCUACACACAAACAUCACAAACUGAGGCGGCAGGACAGGGUCGCACCUCGCUUCACUCCGCCGGGUCCACAAGUGCUGCUGAAAAGAAAGACGAUCGACAGCGCACCGUUUCUCUGCCUGCUCAAGUUGAACUUCUGAGUUCUUCAGGCUCCACUUCCUCUCCAGAACCUUUGAAUUCCAGCAGCACUGAAACACAGCUUCAUGACUCAGAUUCAACACAAGAGGAAGUCUCAUCCAGUGAAGAAGAGAAUGUGGAAUAAAAGCCGAAGCACACAAGGAACUGUUUCUCAAAAGCGUAGCUGCAGAAAGAUCACAGUUAAAUAGUACAAUGUACAAAAAAUGCCAGUCUAGAAAAUGCCAUACCAUGAUAGGUAGAAAAAUGUAUAAAAAACACCAUAAAAGCAGGAGAAGAAAGAAUUCCAAACAAGCAAUGAAUGUAACAUUAACACCAAAGAGAACAACUGUGUAGACCAAACACCAACAUAACUAGGAGGGCAAAAUUAAUACUUUUACCAGACCAAAAAACCCAAAAAGGGUU
Molecule: messenger RNA, 4900 nt
Organism: Tachysurus vachellii
Lineage: Eukaryota; Metazoa; Chordata; Actinopteri; Siluriformes; Bagridae
Gene: carmil1
Product: F-actin-uncapping protein LRRC16A
Exons: 38
Coding region: 297-4622 (1441 amino acids)
Biological process (GO): cell migration; regulation of Arp2/3 complex-mediated actin nucleation
Cellular component (GO): plasma membrane; lamellipodium
Molecular function (GO): protein binding
Source: RefSeq, a predicted model, not a curated record